AGUUUUGUCGGUGUGCCGUACCUUGCCUCGCCAAUCUGUUUGCCCAAAACUAAAAUCCCUUUGUGUUUUAAAAACUUUAUUUACAAGUCAAUAGACAUUGUUCCCGCUCCUGAUCGUUAUUUUAUUCUAUUCUGUAUGAGAAUAAUUGAUCUGGAAAAGUGUUUUGUGAGAAACGGUUUAAUUUAGAGGUUAGGUGGGCUUACUGGUCGUCUUUCUUUCGAGAUGUCACGAAAAGGUGCCAAAGAAUUAAAGGUUAUGUUGUUUCGAUUGGAUGAAGGCGGAUUUAAGGGUGCCCCGAUUCCUCAGGGUUUACUGCCCUUCGUGGGAUUGGCUCUUGGUAAUAAGCCACCCCUCUCACCCUUGGUGUCAACGCUUAACCAAGAGUUCUUUGAUGGUGCCGUUAGAGGAUACACUUUCGUUUGGACGAAAACCAGGAAGGGUUGCUUUGGUCAUACAGACUUCCUUCGGAAAAUUGUGUUUAUACAAGAAUGCCUUUUGACUCGAGGGUUAUGUCGUUCCGUGUUUAUCCGGGUCCUCUUACACGAGAUGAUCCACGCUUACUUGGAUAUUACUGGGUGUUCCCGUCUGGAGAACGGUAAACAUGGGCCAGAUUUCAAGGAGAAGGUGAAGGAAUUAAAUAAGAGAUUAAAUUGUGAUCUUUUGGAUGACGGGGACGUAGACUGGGAUAGAUUGGAGCCAGCGAGUCUUAAAAAGAAGUUUGAAUGUAAUCGGUGUGGUAAAAAGGUUAUGCGCACAAUCAGUCGGCCACUGAGUAACUUGAUCUUCAUGCCCUGGUAUGAUGAGCAUGAUAAGUCAUGUGGCGGUAGUUUCAUCCUAACGGGAACUGAGAUUCGUCCAUGUGGCCUCACCCGCUAACUACCUGCAUUAUGUUUGUUUUUUAUUUGGCUUAUUUGAUAGUAAUAAUUAUAUCAAAUUAAUAAAUAUAAUAAAAAAUG
Molecule: messenger RNA, 956 nt
Organism: Fopius arisanus
Lineage: Eukaryota; Metazoa; Arthropoda; Insecta; Hymenoptera; Braconidae
Product: sprT-like domain-containing protein Spartan
Exons: 2
Coding region: 223-876 (217 amino acids)
Biological process (GO): DNA damage response
Cellular component (GO): nucleus
Molecular function (GO): single-stranded DNA binding; metalloendopeptidase activity; polyubiquitin modification-dependent protein binding
Source: RefSeq, a predicted model, not a curated record